Molecule: messenger RNA, 5211 nt
Organism: Acipenser ruthenus (sterlet)
Lineage: Eukaryota; Metazoa; Chordata; Actinopteri; Acipenseriformes; Acipenseridae
Product: codanin-1-like
Exons: 28
Coding region: 67-4257 (1396 amino acids)
Biological process (GO): chromatin organization
Cellular component (GO): nucleus
Source: RefSeq, a predicted model, not a curated record
AUUGUUGCAAAAGUGUUUGCAAUGGAAACAAGAAUCUUAAGAUGACUUUGAAUAACAAACAGACAGAUGAUUGAAUACAUUGAUUAUAAUUUAACGGAGAAAUACAUCGUGUUGUUUGUAUACUGUACUCUUGUUACCCCUGCGUCCGUUUGUCCGCCAGUGCGGUGCGCGCUCCCGAACUCUGUAAACGCGGCUUGUGGUGUGCGCGCGGCGCGUGCUCGGUGUAGAAUGGCGGCUCUUUUGGAAUCGGUGCUGCGGGAGGAGGUGGAGGCGAGUCGGGCCGUGCACUGGAUCAAAAAUGUGCAGCUGGAGAAUGGCAGCUGUGACAGCCUGGCUCAGUUUUCCGUGCUCCGGAGAGACUUUGUCCCAUUCCUGCUCAACUUCCUCCGUGAGCAAGCCAGCCAGAUCCUGGCCAAUGGGCCUUCCACCCCGGCCAAGACCCCCAGCUCCAAGGGACAGCGGACCCCCGGGUACCCCAACGAGAGGAGUGGGGUCUCUCAGAGCGGCCGCGCGCCCCCGAAAGGAGCCAGCCGGGUGCAGCUGUUCUCGCCACCCCCCUGCAGUCCUGCGCAGCCUGAGUUUGACACGCCAGGCACCCAGUAUCUCAGUGGAAUCACCUUUUUGAGCAGCCCCAGCUUCACGGCCAGCCCUGCACCCCGGAGGUCUGACCAGAGAGCCAGCCUGGGAGAAUUCCUGCCCUCCCCGGACCCCCAGCCCCCCCAGCGUCGCGGCAGGAGACGGGGUGGUCCGACCAGCAGUGGAGGCCGGCAGCCAGGCAGGGAGGCAGGACGCGGGCUUAAUGAGGAGCCGGGCCGCUGGGACAGGGGAGGCAGGACUGAGACCUCUAUCACCCCCCCUCCACCCCAGCUCAACAUCAACAACCUGGAGGACUUCCCUCCUGUGGGGGCUACUCCUACACCAGCUGGCAGUAAGACGAAGCCAUCGCGACGGAUAAACCCGACACCGGUGAGUGCAGAGCGGCCCCAAUCGAAACCAAAGAACUGCUUCACCUCCACCCCGCUGAGCCAGCCACCCCCCUCCCCCGCCAUCCCAGAGUCCCCGGGGGCAGGGCCGGACUGUUGGCUGCAGGAGGAGCGGGAGAUGCUGCGCAGAGAGAGGUGUGUUCAGGCUCCGGCUUCAAGCGCCACUCCUGCGCUUCGCCUUGCUUGUACUAAGAUGAUGUGCCCUUUCCAGAGCAGAGCCAAGCUGUCCCAGCAGACCAGCUCUCUAGGACUCCCCCCUGCCCUUGAACCCAGCACCCCCACCAAGCUGGGCUCCAGCAGAACCAGCGCCAGCGGGUCGGCGGACCGCCUCUCUCCGACCGCAGAUUUGCACAAGGUCUCCACCUCCUGCCAGCUGGACCUGCUAGCUGAGCUGCACUGCGCCUGCAUCGCGGAGAACCUGGUGCCCAAUGUCUUCCUGGAGCUCUUCUUCGUGCUUCAGCUGCUGACGUCCCGUGGAUCAGCUCCUUCUGAGGAGCGGCAAGGGGGUCCCGCAGUCUGCAGGGGUAGCUCUAAACACACCCCUCCUGCUUCCAACAAUGUGUUGGACAGGCCCUACUUCAACAGCGUGCACAACUGUGUGUACUUUGCAGUCAAGGUCCUGGAAAAUAAUUUUGAUCUCAUCUCCCAGCUGGAUAAAUGCACACUGCGGCUCCUCGCUGAGAACGAGAGGCUGGGCUCCUUCUCUCCAGCUCUGCGAGAUCGGCUGCUUGCUGCCCAUGAAAGCAGCACUGCCAAGGUGUCCCGAAUAACCCCGUCCUUCAUUCAGUCUGUUCCGUUCCAGCCAGCCACGGACAACCGCUCCAACUUCUGUAGUGACAAGGCCUUUCACAUCUUCAAGAAGCAGAGAGAUAUUUUCUACGAGCUGCUGAGAGAGUGGGAGGACUUCCACAAGGAGCCGGGCUGGGUGUUCGACAUGGUGCUGGGCAGCAGAGUCAGGGGGAUGGUGAGUCAGCUGACUGCAGCCAGCAAUCACAGUCACUUUGCCAGGCUUUUCCAGAAGCAGCUCAUCCAGAUGUGCAAGGGGACGGGUGGAGAGGCGCCUGACCUGGAUGUACUCGGCAUGCUUGGAGCGGACAACCUGAGCCGUCUAAAGAGACUGCAGGAGCGCUUCAUCCAGCCCCAAAGCAUCAUGGGACCGUGCCCCCCGCCCUCCUUCCCAGGGCAUCAGGAAUUCUUCCGGGAUUUCCUCCUGACAGCUGGCAGCUACCAGCUGAACCAGCACCUGAUGGACAGCCUGUGCCAGCAGAUCCUGGAGCUUGACUCCAUCUGCAUCCUGGGGCCAGGCAGCAGCAAGGAAGAGGGGGAGGGUGAUGUGGAGCAGCAGGGUGAGAAGCAGCGGUUCUGCUCGGUGCUGACGACGGCUCGCCUUCUUGCCAAGUUCCUGGGUUUCAUCACCUUCUUGCCGUACCAGACCAGGGAGCCACCAGCCAGGGGUGUGCAGGAGGCAGCCAUUGGGGUCCGCAACAAGAGUGCUCCAGUGCUUGAUGUGUGUGAGGUGCUGAGGCAGUCCAUGGUGAAGCAGCGCACGGUGCUCACUGUCCCCUGGCUGGUCGAGUUUCUCUCCAUGGUGGAUCACACCGCCCCGUACCUGCUGCACUACAGGAGGGUCUUCACACUUCUGCUGCAGCUGUACAGGCGCACCUUGCUGGGGACGGACAGAGAGGGGCGCUUCCUGAACCAGCUGCUGAUUGUUGCUGUGCUGGGCUGGCUCUUCCAGAUCCCUGCUGUUCCUGAGGAUCUGUUCUUUAGUGGGGAUUUCAGAGAUGAAACUGAUGUCAUUGAAACACCAGCUCCCACUCAAGGACUGGAUUGUCUCCCCCUGGUGGAUCAGCAGUUGCUUUAUAUCUGUUGCCCAUAUCUCAGCGAGUUCCGCAAACUACUGGCUGCGUUUGUAGCAGGAAGUGCAGCGAAGAACGGGGGCUUGAUCCGCAAAAUAACACCAACCGCCGCGGAGCCACUGGAGUCUCCCGCCCCACUGUCCCAACAGAAACUACAGGCGGAGUUGGAGCAGGCGUUCUUUCACAACCAGCCCCAGUCACUGCGCCGUACCGUGGAGUUCGUGGCAGAGAGAGUCGGCUCAAAUUCUGUCAAACACAUCAAAGCCACGCUGGUCUCGGAGCUGGUGCAGUCCGGAGAGGCUCAGCUGCAAGGAAGGCUGAGGGAUGAGAAGGCGAGCGUGGCCAGGCUCUUUGACUCCGUGUGCACCCAGCUGUGUGAGAGGGGCAGGCAGACGCUCAGCCGAGCCAGAGAGUUUUGCAGUGUGAAGAGCCCUGAAGCCAUCAGGAUUUUGCUUCCUGAAGAGACCUCUGCAGCAGUUCUGAGCACAGCGGAGGACAUUGCAGUCAGGUUAGCCACCGAGAAGGCGUGCACCUGGCUCUCUGCUAAUAUCGCAGCCCUGAUUAAGCGGGAGUUGAAGGCGGCCUUCGACCGGAUGAUGAAAUCCCUGCCGCCACCUCCUGUCGGUGCCUUGUCUGAGGGGGAGACCCCGAGAGAGCCCCCUGAACACACAGCGAGCAGACUGGAGGAGAAGGGGGCCAGCUGCCCCCCUGGCUGUGAGCACAAAGCCACGCUGCCCUCCGACCUCAUCAUUGAGAUCAAGGAGGUGCUGAGUGUGACGCUGGGGCCCCGGUCCCAGGAGGAGAGGGUCGGUUUCCAGCAGAUCCAGGACCUUCUGCAAAGACUGGGGGAGACUCUGUGCUGCAGGAAGUUCAUAUUUCCAGUUCCAGAGCAGAUGUUGGCCCGGUGCUCCGUCGGACUGGCUUGUGUGUUGGUGUCAGGCCAGCUGCCUCUCAGUGAACCUGAGCUCCCUGCGGAGGAGGGCAGUGCCAGGGGGAGCCCGGUCCGCGCCCUGCUGGAUCAGCUUCUGGGACUGUGGAGACACGUCUUCCGCACUCCUGUCCCUCUUCAGCUGCUCUUCACUGACAAACACCUGGCUUCCAUCCUGGAGGCUGGACACACACAGUGGGAGGAGUUCCUGUUUCUUGUCAGCGAGCUGCAAGGAAGAGGCCUGCUGGGGGCAGAGGAGGUGCAGAGCAGCUGGAAGAGCCUGUCUGCGCUGUCUUGGCCCACGGUGAGUGCACUGAGACCGGGGCUCCGCCCACACUCUACCCCUGAACCAUACACGGCGAGUGCACCGAGACCGGCACACUCUACCCCUGAACCAUACACGGACUUUAUGGAACAAAUCAACAGGGCAGCCUGCAGACUUCAGCAGGAGCAAUACCAGGGAGUGCCACUGCAGAACAGUGACUGAACAGCAGGGGGUGCCAGUGGAGACUGGGAUCCCUAUAUUGGAACUGACAAUGGAGCCAGUGGAGAAGCACUGUGAUGGAGUUUCUGAAACGCAAAUGGUACAGGGGAGAAAUUCAAGGAACCGCCUGACCCAGAAUUGCACAGAAACUCGCCCCCUGUGGAUACCAGUGAUCUGGUUCACCUGUUCCAUUGCAGUACCAAACAUACAGACAUGCCCCACCCAAAGCUACCUGCACACAGCAUUUAGAUUUCAUCAGUAGGUGUGCUCUUUACAAUAAGAUGGGAGUGAUUACCUCGCGUAUGGUUUCCCCUAUUACUUGGAGGUAUUCCUGUUUCCCAGUGCAGGGGCAAUCCACUGCAGAGAGCCAGCACCACAUGCUGCUUAAAAAGCAUCUGCUCCCGUUCACCUCUCUCCAGCAAGAAUUGCUGCUGGGCUGGAGGGAGGGAAGAAAAGCCAUAAAGUGGAAAGCCUUCCUAAUGCAACUCACUGAGUGCCUUCCAAGCCUGUUUCUGGUGAGGUGAGGGUGCCUUACCUGCGCUGUACCAGGGGUGGGGAUGAAGACUUGCAUUCCACAGCAGUCCAAGCCAUAUCUCGGCUUUACUGAGACAUCCAAGCUAUUUCCACCUGUUCUGUUACUGGUGGCUACCCUUGCUCCAUCCUUUGGCCACUGGCUAUUGCCCCUUCUGUUGCCUUGGAGCCCAGCAUGUUACCAGUGUGUGAGGAGCCCUGUGCCUCGUCUCGUGGUGUUUAACAUGCUCUCAUGCAUGGUGUGAUGCAGGCUGGGGGCUGCAGGAGCUGCCUUGAACCCUGGUGUUGAUGCUGUUUCUGCCCUUCUCCAUGAAUGCUGACCAAUGCGUUUGUGAUUCCUCUCUAGUUCAUAUUGGACUUAUUGUAUCUUGUUAAUCAUGUCUUUUAAACCAAGUAUUUGAAUAAAAUUAUUUCUUUAUUUAAAAA